ACAAAACAUUUGAAAUAGCAUCUUCGAAGAAACAAUCCAAUGCUGUCGUGACGUCACGUUAUGCAGAUAGAACAGAGUGGAUCAUACGUUGCAGGACGUCUAUGGCUCCCACCGUUUCUGUUCAGGGAUGGUUGUAACCUUGUUUUAUUUAAAACACUAUUAGGCAGUACGGAGACCAGUCAAUGCACAUCGAGUGCCUGCCGGUCAGCGAGCUCCGGUCCCCUGAUAACCAGUCCGUCCCAUUGCCGGAGUCUGGGGACAAGUGGGAGGAACAUUUCAUCAAUUUCCACUUCGCUGGGUCUGAUAAAAACCCAGGCCAGAGGCCAUCCGUCAAUGGUCAUCGGUUUGUUCUGCCGUCGUCACCCCCACAGGUCACCGGCGACAAGGGUCUGGUGCCAUGUACCGACGAGCUUUGCGGCGGGGAGAAGUAUUGUGACUGUAGCUAUCACGUGGCCAUCACCCCUGGCAACGUGGUGCAGAUGGUCCUCUACAACAUGGGCUCAGGAGCAGGUCUUGCCGGUACAGCCUGUUCACAUCCACGGACACCACUUCUACGUGUUAGAUAUGGGAUUCCCGGAGUACAACAGCAGCGAUGGUCGCUACAGCAGCCAGAACCCUGACAUUGACUGUGGCACGUCAGAAAGGUGUAACGCGAAGCGAUGGGCGGACCAGUCGUGGGAGGGCGGGAACAAGCCGGGACUGAACCUGCGGGACCCGCCGAUGAAGGACACGGUGAUCGUGCCUGUGGGUGGGUACGUGGUCAUCAGAUUUACGGCGGAUAACCCAGGCUGGUGGUUUGUCCACUGUCACAUAGAGAUUCAUAAGGUGGAGGGGAUGGCCAUGAUGAUCAGGGAGGGGACGCAGGGACAGAUGAACCCCCCACCCCCGGGAUUCCCCACCUGUAGAGAAUUCCAUUGGUCCUCAGCGGAGUUCGAAAGAGCAAAGAAGGGCUACAGCACGUCUUGGACCCACACCUUAUCUGUCGCGGCAGGAGGUGGCAUCGGCGCUGCAGUUGGAUUCAUAGUUGGACUUGCAGUCGGCAUCAUCUGUACGGUGUUACGAAUGUAGCAAGAAAAGCACGACCGCAAACUAGCAGACACAGUUUGCGCCAUGCAGGGAAAACAGUUUUGUAUAAUUAAAGGCCGCCCCUGCACGCGGCGACAUCAGUAAUAGGUCAGCACUCGAAACGAACAUCUUUUGGCCACAAUUAAAACAAGGACAAACUGGUACAAAUUCCCUACAUGGUCAACCUUCUGUAUGGCCUCCGUAUAUUGAAUAUGUUAGCUGUUGUAAGCUACUUCCACCAAACAUUGUGCAUGUGAAAACUAACUUAAACCUUUUAAACCUAUCGGUUUAAGGAUAGCAUGUAGUGUUGAUUAAUAUCGUCAUUCAUUCAUUCAUUCAUUCAUUCAUUCAUUCAUUCAUUCAUUCAUUCAUUCAUUCAUUCAUUCAUUCAUUCAUUCAUUCAAGGUAACCGAAGCCGGCAUUUGUGUAGAAGUCAUAUUUGUACACUAAAAUGAAACAGUACUAGUCCAUUUCCUAAAUAAGCAAAGCACAUAUGGUUCAAUAGCACAUAUAGCCGUGUAAACUGGGAUUACAAAUACAACUUCUAACUUGAAUUUUGGCCAUCUGAUUGGUCCUCGCUAGAAGCCGCCAGAAAUCUAGUGCAUGUCAAAUAUUGAACACGGGCGUUUGUCAAAUAUACAUGUUUUUGCAAGUGUCAUUCAGAGCUUUAGAUCCUCUGCCUUGCCGAUAAUUUAGCUUCAUGCCGUAGACCUUUUUCUUCUGGCGUCCUUGAUAAGUCUGAUAUUCGGGGGGUUAAAACUAUAUUCUUUAUGGCUAAUCAACAAGUAGCCAUUCUCUCCCACCAAACGCGUUAUACUGAUGAUAUAUGGCAUAUUUGUAAAGCUAAAUGCUACAUCAUGUAUUGCUGGGUAAGCAGUAGUUUCUACUUUUUAUUGUAUAGUGGCAUUUUAUUGCAAGCUAUGUCAUUUGAAGUGAUCGUAAAAUAUUGCUUGUAUUAUAAGACCAACAAUGAAAAUAACACUAACAAAAAACAAAAAACACUAACAGACCUCAGACAAUAUCAACAACUGUACAUUAUUGCAUAUU
Molecule: messenger RNA, 2112 nt
Organism: Branchiostoma floridae (Florida lancelet)
Lineage: Eukaryota; Metazoa; Chordata; Leptocardii; Amphioxiformes; Branchiostomatidae
Product: laccase-11-like
Exons: 5
Coding region: 61-1068 (335 amino acids)
Biological process (GO): iron ion transport
Cellular component (GO): plasma membrane
Molecular function (GO): copper ion binding; oxidoreductase activity
Source: RefSeq, a predicted model, not a curated record